CAGCGCACCCUCCCCCUUGUACCCCAGCCGCUAAGAUGGCUGGUGGUGGGCGGUAAGGCGGUGCGGGGCUGCGGAGCAGCUGACGGGACGGGAGCGCGGAGGGCGGGCGGCGUGUGCCCGUGUGCGGAGUCGCGCAGCGCCAUGUCCGCCUUCGCCCUGGAGGAGACGCUGGAGGCCGACUGGGUGGCCGUCAGGCCGCACGCCUUCCAGGAGCGGGAGAAGCACAAGUUCGCCUUCAUCGUGGCCUGGAACGAGAUCGAGGGCAAGUUCGCCAUCACCUGCCACAACCGCACGGCGCAGCGCCAGCGCAGCGGCUCCCGUGAGCUGCGCCGCGGCGGCCCCGAGACCGGAGCCGUCCCCAAGGCUGGCGGCCCCGCGGUGCGCAGGGACCCGGGGCCGCCCCGGGGCUGCGCCCAUCCCCGGGCCGAGGCGCUGCCCAAGAGCCCGCUGCGCCCCAAGGGCAGCCCGGCCCGGAGGCCGCAGCGCGGCCCGGAGGCGUCAGGUGCCGUCGAGGAGAUCGAAGUGCUGGAGCUGGGGAAGGAGGACGUGGCCGCCGCGCUGUCGCUGCCGCCCUCGCCGCCGCGGGCGAGCGAGUUGGGCGCUCCUGACGCGGAGCCGGCGGGGGAGGAGUGCAGCUGGGCCGGCCUGUUCUCCUUCCAAGACUUGCGGGCCGUGCACCAGCAGCUGUGCUCGGUGAACUCGGAGCUGGAGCCCUACCUGCCUGCCUUCCCCGAGGAGCCCUCGGGCAUGUGGACGGUGCUUUUCGGAGCGCCGGAACUAUCCGAGCAGGAGAUGGACGCUCUCUGCUACAAUCUGCAAGUUUACUUGGUUCACAGCUUGGAUACCUGUGGCUGGAAGAUCCUUUCGCAGGUGCUCUUCACCGAGACCGACGACCCCGAAGAGUAUUACGAGAGUCUGAGUGAGCUGCGACAGAAGGGGUACGAGGAGGUGCUCCAGAGGGCCCGCAGGCGCAUUCAGGAGCUUCUGGAAAAACAUAAGAAUACAGAAAGUAUGGUAGAGCUCCUUGAACUGUACCAAAUGGAAGAUGAAGCCUACAGUAAUCUUGCAGAAGCAACCAUGGAGCUCUACCAGUACUUACUGCAACCAUUCCGAGAUAUGAGGGAGCUUGCGAUGCUUAGAAGACAGCAGAUAAAGAUCUCAAUAGAGAAUGACUACCUGGGUCCCAGAAGAAUUGAGAGUCUGCAAAAAGAAGAUGCUGAUUGGCAGAAAAAAGCUCACAUGGCUGUGCUUUCUAUUCAAGAUCUUACAGUUAAAUAUUUUGAAAUAACAGCUAAAACACAAAAAGCUGUGUAUGAUCGAAUGCGAGCAGACCAGAAAAAAUUUGGUAAGGCAGCAUGGGCAGCAGCAGUGGAACGUAUGGAAAAGCUUCAGUAUGCAGUUUCUAAGGAGACUUUGCAGUUGAUGCGUGCUAAAGAAAUCUGUUUGGAGCAGAAGAAACAUGCACUCAAAGAGGAGAUGCAGAGUCUGAAAGGGGGUACAGAAGCAUUAGCCCAUUUGGACCACUUAGAAGCUGAUUACUAUGAUCUACAGCUUCAGUUAUAUGAAGUGCAGUUCGAGAUUUUGAAAUGUGAAGAGUUGCUACUGACAGCACAGCUUGAAAGUAUCAGAAGAUUGAUGUCAGAGAAGAGAGAUGAAGUGGUGUAUUAUGACACUUAUGAAAGUAUGGAAGCCAUGCUUGAAAAAGAGGAUAUGGCAACAUCUGUGCACUUGCAAAAAGAGGAGCUGCAAAAGUUACAACAAAAAAUCCGCCAGCUGGAAGCAAGGCGUGGACGUAUUUCAGCCAAGAAAGCCUACCUCAGAAAUAAGAAGGAGAUCUGUAUUGCAAAGCAUAAUGAGAAGAUCCAGCAACGUCACCAGAGUGCGGAGGGGUACAAAAUGCACCAUACUGUUCAGAUGAAACGAGAUCAGUUGCAAGAUGAAGAGGAAAGAAAGAGCUCCUGGGUUAGUCAGGAGCGACAGAAAACCCUAGACAGACUUCGUACAUUUAAGCAGCGGUAUCCUGGGCAAGUAAUACUUAAAUCAACCAGACUACGGCUGGCCCAUGCAAGAAGAAAAUGUGCAGCCAGCUCAGUGCCCUGUGUCGAGCAGCCUCAGUCUUUGCCAGCAACCAUACAAAUCCCAGACAAGAGUGAGGAGGUGGAAUUGGAAAAAGCAGUUCAGCCUUUGCAAGUGCAGGAAUCCACAAGCCUAAAAAAACUUCAAGAAGUCUCUUUGCCUCCUAAUGGUGUUACCUCUGAACUGCCCCAUGUUAGCACUUCUCCACUCACCAGUGACCAGCUUCAACCAGAGACUGCUACUGGAGUGCAGCUUCCACCCCCUUUGCCUCCGCCACCUCCACCUCCACCUUUGCCCUCCAAGGAAGAUGCCACCAAAUCCUUAGAGCAAAGUGACAGCUUUGUUAAACGUCAGAGUGUGGAGAAGGGAGUCCAGCACUCUUCUGGUGUCCCGCCAGCACACCUGUUCGAUAGCAGUCAGCUAGUCAGUGCCAAGAAGAAGCUUAAGAAAACUGGUGAUCUAGAGGGUUUACAGAGGAGGAGAGUGAGUUCCCCGAUGGAUGAAGUGCUGGCUUCCUUGAAACGUGGCAGCUUUCACUUAAGAAAAGUUGAGCAGAGAAGUCUCCCUCCUUUUCCUGAUGAAGAUGAUAGCAAUAACAUCUUGGCGCAGAUCAGGAAAGGGGUGAAACUGAAGAAAGUACAGAAAGAUGUUUUGAGAGAAUCCUUUACAAUUCUGCCUGAUACUGACCCUCUGACAAGGAGCAUCCAUGAAGCAUUGCGAAGGAUUAAGGAAGCAUCACCUGAGUCAGAGGAUGAAGAGGAGAGUUUGCCUUGCACAGACUGGGAAAACUAACCUGUGCUUGACAGCCACCAACGUGCAAAAAGAAACCCCAGUUGAAGAUUACUUUUCAUCUGCAUUUCUGAGAAUUCAGAGCCAGCAGUUAUGACCAUCAGUUCCACAGGAGGCUUUCUUUGGCAAAGAAAUAGUCUUUCUUUGGCAAAUAACUCAGUACGUGGAAAAAAAUGGCCUGAAAUGUUAAUUUCAAGUCACUUUUUUCUUUAUUUGUUCAGACAAAUUCUGGUUUGGGCACAAAGCUAAGUUGUUAAGGACAUGCAUUUUAUACUAUCAAGAAUGCCCAAUUCUUAAGCACUUUUUAUAUUUGCGUUAGUAAUGUACGGCCAGUUAAGUGAGGGGGCCAUUUUGAGUUGGGAGACCAUUUGCUGUUAGAGUAACUUUGGGGUUCCAAACCAGCUGUAAAAUGGCCCCUUCACUGCACUGAAUAUCUCAUGUGCUUGAAAAUUCAACUAAAUGACUCCCUGUAGAGAAGCUUGCUGUGUAGCAGUCUGAUAUUCCAGAAAGAGAAUUCCUAGUUGCACUACAGUAGCUGAAAUUCAGUAACAUGCAACUAAGACUUUUUUUCUUCUUAGCUUGAAGAAGCAUAUAUCAGUAUGAAAAGCAACAAGUGACCACAGCACAAUGAAAAUUAGGAGUUGAAUUCAGUACAUAUUCAAAAAUAUGUUUGUUUCCAUCAUGAUAUAUUUAGCAAGACAUACUGCAGCACCUUUUUAGAAGGUCAUGUUUAGUCUGACAUCUUUUUAAAAGUAGACAUUUUCAUGCUUUUUAAAAAUAUUUCGCUAUGCUGAACCAAGUUAGUUAUACUUUUAUCAUUUGUUAUAAGAAGCAAUAUUUUGUAAUUUCAUACUUAAAAAUAUUUUUCUCUUUUGGUUUAAAAUGGCUUUUGAUUAGUCUAAGCAGCCUUCUUUAAAAAAGAUCAAAGCACUUAAGCAUUCUGAUAGUUGAGUUGUGAAAAUCAUGCUAUUCUUGCUGGUUUUCAUUAUUCCCUUUAGUGGCUGCGAAAAUGUUUGUAUUUCAUACCCAAAAGCCUACUGGCUGAAAGAAAUUUCUUUUGAUUCUGACUGUUUUAUUUUUAAAGGAGAGUUACAACUUCCUCUGCAGUGAAUACUUAGGAAUAGUCCUAAACCUCAUGACUAAUGGCUGCAGGCAGCUACUCUUAGGAUACCACAGUACCAAGAGGUAUGUCAUACAGAGAUACAAGUAGCCUUGUACCACCUAAAAACCUCAUGUGGUAUUAAAAAUCAGCCCGUUACACUUCUAGGAAAGCUGAAUUUCCACUAGCAUUUUGUUUUUACUAGUGUAACAUACACUGUGUUUGAGAAAUACACAGUCCCUGUCCUUUGUGUUGUGUGGUCCAUUCACUGUUCCUCUUUUGACAGAUAAACUACUUUAUGGGGAUCUGGGUUCUUUUAAGUGGAGUUACUCAUUGCUGCUGUCGUGUAAUGGAACACGUACUGUGUUAACAUUUUUAACAGGGGAUUUCACGUCUUGCCGUUUACUUACAGAGAGAGGAGCAGGAGACCUUACCUUAGCAAUAGGCUGUGUAAUCUAAAGGAACCUCAGUUCUGGGACCCUUCAGUCUAUUGAAGAUGUUUUGCUGUGGCUGUCCAAAAAUUAAAGCUCUGUCAAACA
This is a messenger RNA of Onychostruthus taczanowskii (white-rumped snowfinch), 4503 nucleotides long. RefSeq names its product junction mediating and regulatory protein, p53 cofactor (gene JMY). Gene Ontology annotation, cellular component: nucleus; cytoplasm. Gene Ontology annotation, molecular function: transcription coactivator activity; Arp2/3 complex binding; actin binding. The coding region runs from base 142 to 2868 and encodes 908 amino acids. Gene Ontology annotation, biological process: positive regulation of apoptotic process; intrinsic apoptotic signaling pathway by p53 class mediator; 'de novo' actin filament nucleation. The record is from RefSeq and is a predicted model, not a curated record. The transcript has 11 exons. Lineage: Eukaryota; Metazoa; Chordata; Aves; Passeriformes; Passeridae.